Molecule: messenger RNA, 1765 nt
Organism: Glycine soja
Lineage: Eukaryota; Viridiplantae; Streptophyta; Magnoliopsida; Fabales; Fabaceae
Product: ankyrin repeat domain-containing protein EMB506, chloroplastic-like
Exons: 8
Coding region: 13-1257 (414 amino acids)
Biological process (GO): protein targeting to chloroplast
Cellular component (GO): chloroplast outer membrane
Molecular function (GO): protein binding; chloroplast targeting sequence receptor activity
Source: RefSeq, a predicted model, not a curated record
CCGGGCUGCGUCAUGCAGUUUGAUUUUUAUUCAUUGAAACUACGACGUUUUGCAUUGGGCAAAAAAAAAAAAUACAGCAGGGGUCAAGAAAAUCCUAAUCCUCUUGGGCUCUUUGUGUCUGAAGCUUCACUCGAAAGUGGAAACACUGCUCUCAUCGACUCGAAAGCGGUUUGCGGUUUCCGUCAUCGGCGAGACGCCGCCGCCGUCUGGAAUUGGAAGACCGUCGCAGUAGUCGCACCAUCGCAGCACGCAUUGGAAACGGAAAUGGGUUCUUGUGCUACAUCAUCUGUUCUGACUAAUCAAUUUAUUCCGUGGUCUACAACCAAUACUGAAUCUCCCUUGGACUCCAAAUUGGGCGUCAUAUUUUAUAAAAUGUACAGAAAUACAAACAAAAGACAACUCAGUCUCUCUUUUGCUUGGGAUAGUUAUAAAAUCAGGAGUAUUGGUGCGAUUAAAUCAUACAAAGAUGUAUCUUAUUUUCAAACCGAACAAGUAGGAUCAUGGGAAGAUCCAGAUACUGGAAGUGACAGUGAGUGUGAUGAUGAAGAAUAUGAGGAAGUUGAAGACGAGAACUUUGGAUUUGAAAGUGAUUCAGAAGAGGAAGGGAUGAAGGCUUCAGUUGCUACUGAUGUUAAUAUAACUUCAGGGGACAACUAUGAAGAACUUAUUAAGAAAGAGAUUGAACAGCUUCUGGAACCGGAAGAAAGAGCAAUAUUGCAACAGAAUAUUACUCCUAACUUGGAAAAAAUAUCAACUGAAAAAUGGAGCCCGCUGCACACUCUUGUGCUUUCAAUGCAGAUGAGUUGUGUGGAUAAGCUUCUUGAAAAUGGUGUUGAUAUUGAUUUACCUGAUAAGGAAGGUCUUACUGCACUUCAUAAGGCAAUUACGGGUAAAAAAGAAGCUGUGAUUAGUCAUCUUUUACGAAGAGGUGCAAGUCCUCAUGUUAAGGAUAAGGAUGGAGCCGCUCCACUUCAUUAUGCAGUUCAAGUUGGUGCCAAGAUGACUGUGAAAUUAUUGAUCAAGUACAAGGCUGAUGUCAAUGUUGAAGAUAAUGAAGGUUGGACCCCCUUGCACAUUGCCAUUCAAAGCAGAAAUAGAGAUAUAGCAAAAAUUUUGUUAGUCAAUGGUGCUGAUAAGACUAGGAAAAAUAAGGACGGAAAAACAGCCCUGGAUCUAAGCUUAUGUUAUGGGAAAGAUUUCAAGUCUUAUGACCUUGCCAAAUUACUGAAGACGGUUCCAGCUGACAGUUAUCUAUGAUGUUCGAGAUGCAAUCGGCCAGAACCAGAUUGAAGUUUCAGUUGAUUUAUAGCUGCUGCUAAUUAGCAAGUAAAUCGUCCCCUUGGCAUUCAGCCAUCUUUGAAGAUCUUCUGCUGAGCUAUUUCAAAAUGAGGAAAGUUUUGAUGGAACAAUUCAUUAUCUUCUACCCCAAUGAUUAAUUGGAAUGUUUUUGCAGCAUAGCUCGAAUUGACAACACUAUCUUGUCAAAACAACACACUGUGCAGAUUAUAAGUUGAGAAUACUAGGCAUCCAAAGACACAAAAUGCUGGCAAAUUGCUGACUUAUUUUAGAUUAGCUGUUCAAGCCACUGAAUUUUCUACAUGUAGAAUUAUUUCAACUAAUAAGCUAUCAGUGAUAAUUAAUUGUAUUAAGUAGAGGUAGUUCAUAAAUUUCUUUUCUAUGUAAGUGUUACAGUUUAAAGUUGUUUAUAAAGUUUGAAUGAUAGACAACAGUGCUAACAUUAUUGAGUUAUAGGUUAUAUGCCGAA